Messenger RNA from Solanum tuberosum (potato), 1173 nucleotides. Its product is annotated as protein trichome birefringence-like 38. Lineage: Eukaryota; Viridiplantae; Streptophyta; Magnoliopsida; Solanales; Solanaceae. Gene Ontology annotation, cellular component: Golgi apparatus. Gene Ontology annotation, molecular function: O-acetyltransferase activity. The transcript is spliced from 5 exons. The record is from RefSeq and is a predicted model, not a curated record. The coding region runs from base 41 to 1099 and encodes 352 amino acids.
AAAAUAAAAAACUCCAAAACCAAAUAGUUUUUUGCUAAUUAUGUCAAAUUUAUUUCUUAAAUCACUUGCCUUAUUUAUUAUUUUUAUUUCUUUAGAAAGUGUUAAAUCAGAGCUUAUAGUACACAAUAAUAGAGAAUUAUUGAGUAAUUGCAAUUUAUUUCAAGGCCAAUGGGUUAUUGACCCUUCAUUUCCUCUUUACCAAUCUUCAAAUUGCCCAUUUAUUGAUCCAGAGUUUGAUUGUCAAAAAUAUGGAAGACCUGAUAAAGAGUAUCUCAAAUAUGCUUGGAAGCCUAAUUCUUGCAACUUACCAAGAUUUGAUGGAAUUGAUUUUUUGAAAAGAUGGAAUGGAAAAAAAAUAAUGUUUGUUGGUGAUUCAUUGAGUUUAAACAUGUGGGAAUCUUUAGCUUGUAUGUUACAUUCAUCAGUGCCAAAUGCCACCACUUCUUUUACUAGAAAAUCAGUAACUUUUCAGGAUUAUGGAGUAACUUUAUUCCUUUAUAGAACCCCAUAUUUGGUAGAUAUAGUAAGAGAAAAAAUUGGAAGAGUGUUGAAAUUGGAUUCCAUACAACAAGGUGAUGCUUGGAAAGGAAUGGAUAUGUUGAUUUUCAACUCAUGGCAUUGGUGGACUCACAAGGGAAAAUCUCAAGGAUGGGACUAUAUGCAAGAAGGCACGAAAGUGUCAAAAGAUAUGGACCGUUUGAUAGCAUUUUACAAAGGCCUAACCACUUGGGCAAGAUGGGUUGAUCAAAAUGUUGAUUCAAAUAAAACCAAAGUCUUCUUCCAAGGCAUUUCUCCCACUCAUUAUAUGGGCAAAGAAUGGGGUUCAUCAACAAAGAAUUGCAAUUCAGAGCAAGUGCCAUUAUCAGGAUCAACAUAUCCAGGAGGAUUACCAUCAUCUACUAUUGUUGUUAACAAAGUGUUAAGUAGUAUUAAGACACAAGUUUAUCUACUUGACAUUACAUUUUUGUCACAAUUAAGGAAAGAUGCUCAUCCAUCAGCAUAUAGUGGACAACACCCUGGUAAUGAUUGUAGUCAUUGGUGUCUUCCUGGUCUACCAGACACUUGGAACCAACUUCUUUAUGCAUCAUUGGUUAUGUAAAGUUACAAUUUAACUUAUAUACACAACGGUAUAAAGUGACUUUGAUACUAUCAGGUCAACGAGAAGGAUAUGUA